Rhineura floridana is the source of this 4838-nucleotide messenger RNA. It is a transcript of the gene DHX8, whose product is annotated as DEAH-box helicase 8. Gene Ontology annotation, biological process: mRNA splicing, via spliceosome; spliceosomal complex disassembly. The record is from RefSeq and is a predicted model, not a curated record. The coding region runs from base 591 to 4151 and encodes 1186 amino acids. NCBI's taxonomy places the organism in Eukaryota, Metazoa, Chordata, Lepidosauria, Squamata, Rhineuridae. The transcript has 23 exons. Gene Ontology annotation, cellular component: catalytic step 2 spliceosome; intracellular anatomical structure. Gene Ontology annotation, molecular function: RNA binding; ATP binding; RNA helicase activity.
AGCGUACAGCAAACCUGCAGGAUAUUGUAAAUAUUGCAGGUUAAAGCUGGUUUGAUUUUCCAGUCAAAACAUCACUCAGCUUGCGGCAAACUUUAUAUGAACUUAGCCUCCGUCAGACCCCUUCCUCUGCACAAUCUAGAGCUCAGUUUCAAACAGAAGCCUGGUCUCCACUGGCUUGCAUGCAGACGGAUAGCAAUUUUAGAUGCUGAAAACUCAAAACAAAUACAAAUUGUCACAAAGAAAGAGCAGCAGAAACAUCUCUCUUUCCUGUACUUUAUUUUAAAAAGGGGGAAACACACCUGCUGACCAGUCACAGCUACAUUAAAAUCUUAAGAUCUUUCACUUGAUUCCUAUGGGCCACUCUCUCCCCAUAUCUGCUACUGGGGGGGGGAAAGUUCUAUUGAAACCGAAACCCCUCCGAGUGCUUCAGUCUACAUUUCACAAGUCUGUGAAUAGCGGCGUUGAAAAGGAAACCGGAAGUGAGCGUUAUUGGUUUGUUUCCCUUCUCUCUAUGAUCUUAUGAUGAACAGGGGCGCCCGGAAGUGUUUUGUUAUUUGAUGUGUAAAGGCGCAGAGCCCGGCUGAGGGGCCAUGGCGGAUCCUACGGAGGAACUCGCAAAGCUUGAGUACCUCUCCCUGGUUUCCAAAGUCUGUACCGAGCUCGACAACCACCUGGGCAUCAACGACAAAGACCUGGCGGAAUUUGUGAUAAACCUCGCAGAGAGAAACACAGCCUUUGAUAUUUUCAAGGCAGCCUUGGUGAAGAAUGGUGCCGAAUUUACAGAUUCCCUCAUCAGCAACCUGCUGCGUCUUAUACAGACAAUGAGGCCCCCUGCAAAGCCUUCUACGAGCAAAGAUGCGGUUAAACCAAAAACAGAAAAAGAAAAGUACAAGGAGUUGUUUCCAGCCCUCUGUAGACCAGACAAUCCCAUUGUCAGGACAAUGCUGGAUGAAGAUGAUGUGAAGGUGGCUGCUGAUGCCCUGAAGGAGUUGGAAGCUUUGAUGCCGGCCGCAGGCAAGACGGAGAAACACCGAAGCAGUGAGGCCCAGACCAAGAAAAAGCGGAGGAGUCGCAGCCGCAGUAGAGAUCGGGAUCGAAAGCGGAAACGAAAAUCCUCCUCUCGUUCCCGGACGCGGGAGAGGAAUAAGGGUCAAUCCAGGUACCGCUCCAGAAGCAGAAGUCUCAGCUGGGACCGCAAGGAGCGGGAGAAGCCCAGGGAGAAGGGCAAUGACCGGUGGCGGGAUAAGCAUGUGGACCGGCCCCCACCAGAAGAGCCUUCCAUUGGGGACAUCUACAAUGGCAAAGUCACCAGCAUCAUGCAGUUUGGCUGUUUUGUCCAGCUUGAAGGACUCAGGAAACGCUGGGAAGGACUCGUCCACAUCUCAGAGCUGCGCCGUGAGGGGCGUGUUGCUAAUGUGGCUGAUGUGGUGAGCAAAGGCCAGAAGGUCAAGGUCAAAGUGCUGUCCUUCACUGGCUCUAAAACCAGCCUCAGCAUGAAGGAUGUAGAUCAAGACACGGGGGAAGAUUUGAACCCGAACCGACGUCGGAACCUCGUUGGAGAGGCUGAGGAGGCAGCCAUGAGAAACCCAGACCGGCCCACCCACCUAUCGUUGGUCAGCGCUCCCGAAGUGGAGGAUGAUACGCUGGAGCGAAAGCGCCUCACCCGCAUUUCAGACCCAGAGAAAUGGGAAAUCAAGCAGAUGAUUGCUGCCAACGUGCUUUCCAAGGAGGAGUUCCCUGACUUUGAUGAGGAAACGGGAAUCCUGCCAAAGGUUGACGAUGAGGAAGAUGAGGACCUAGAAAUCGAAUUGGUAGAGGAGGAGCCGCCAUUCCUGCGAGGUCACACAAAGCAGAGCAUGGACAUGAGCCCCAUCAAGAUUGUGAAGAACCCUGAUGGCUCCCUCUCUCAAGCGGCCAUGAUGCAGAGUGCACUAGCUAAGGAGAGGCGUGAACUGAAGCAAGCCCAGCGGGAAGCAGAGAUGGAUUCCAUCCCCAUGGGACUCAACAAGCACUGGGUGGAUCCCCUUCCAGAUGUGGAUGGGAGGCAAAUUGCUGCCAACAUGCGGGGGAUCGGCAUGAUGCCCAAUGACAUCCCUGAGUGGAAGAAACAUGCUUUUGGAGGCAAUAAAGCGUCUUACGGUAAAAAAACGCAGCUGUCAAUUAUUGAGCAGCGAGAAAGUCUUCCAAUUUUCCGGCUGAAAGAUCAGCUCAUCCAGGCCGUUCAUGAUAACCAGAUUCUGAUAGUCAUUGGAGAGACUGGUUCUGGGAAAACGACACAGAUCACUCAGUACCUUGCUGAGGCUGGCUACACCUCCCGUGGGAAGAUUGGAUGCACCCAGCCUCGCCGAGUGGCCGCCAUGUCUGUUGCCAAGCGGGUAUCGGAGGAGUUUGGUUGCUGUCUGGGACAGGAGGUUGGCUACACCAUCCGAUUUGAGGACUGCACUAGCCCCGAGACUGUCAUCAAGUACAUGACUGAUGGAAUGCUGCUACGAGAGUGCCUGAUCGACCCAGAUCUGACGCAAUAUGCAAUCAUCAUGUUGGAUGAAGCCCAUGAGCGCACCAUACACACUGAUGUGCUCUUUGGCCUCCUGAAAAAGACAGUUCAGAAGAGACAGGACAUGAAGUUGAUUGUGACGUCAGCCACUCUGGACGCAGUCAAGUUCUCUCAAUACUUUUAUGAAGCUCCCAUCUUCACCAUUCCAGGCAGGACUUACCCAGUGGAGAUUCUGUAUACUAAGGAACCAGAGACAGAUUACCUGGAUGCCAGCCUGAUCACAGUCAUGCAGAUCCAUUUGACAGAGCCACCAGGAGACAUCCUGGUCUUUUUGACUGGCCAGGAGGAGAUUGACACAGCCUGUGAGAUCCUCUAUGAGCGGAUGAAAUCCCUGGGUCCAGAUGUGCCUGAGCUGAUCAUCUUGCCUGUCUACUCAGCUCUGCCUAGUGAGAUGCAAACACGGAUCUUUGAUCCAGCUCCUCCAGGCAGUCGAAAGGUGGUCAUUGCCACAAACAUUGCUGAAACUUCGCUUACGAUUGAUGGCAUCUAUUACGUGGUAGACCCUGGCUUUGUGAAGCAGAAAGUGUACAAUUCAAAAACAGGGAUUGACCAGCUGGUUGUGACACCAAUUUCCCAGGCCCAAGCAAAGCAGCGAGCCGGGAGAGCUGGAAGAACAGGCCCUGGGAAAUGCUACCGGCUUUACACAGAGCGUGCCUACCGUGAUGAGAUGCUGACCACCAACGUGCCUGAGAUCCAGAGGACCAACUUAGCCAGCACUGUACUGUCACUGAAGGCUAUGGGAAUCAACGACCUGCUCUCUUUCGAUUUCAUGGAUGCCCCCCCAAUGGAAACUCUGAUCACUGCAAUGGAGCAACUGUACACCCUGGGAGCUCUGGAUGAUGAGGGGCUGCUCACCAGACUGGGACGCCGGAUGGCAGAGUUCCCCCUGGAGCCCAUGCUGUGCAAGAUGCUCAUCAUGUCAGUACACCUGGGAUGCAGCGAGGAAAUGCUCACCAUAGUCUCAAUGCUAUCUGUGCAGAAUGUCUUCUACCGACCCAAGGACAAGCAAGCUCUUGCUGACCAGAAAAAAGCCAAGUUCCACCAGACUGAAGGGGAUCACCUCACGCUUCUGGCCGUUUACAACUCCUGGAAGAACAACAAGUUCUCCAAUCCCUGGUGCUAUGAAAACUUUAUCCAAGCCCGCUCACUGCGCCGGGCCCAGGAUAUUCGUAAACAGAUGCUGGGAAUCAUGGAUAGACACAAGCUGGACGUAGUGUCAUGUGGAAAAGCAACAGUACGAGUCCAGAAAGCUAUUUGCAGUGGUUUCUUCCGCAAUGCCGCCAAGAAAGACCCCCAGGAGGGCUACAGGACAUUGAUUGACCAGCAGGUGGUCUACAUCCAUCCCUCAAGUGCCCUUUUCAACCGCCAGCCUGAAUGGGUGGUAUACCAUGAACUAGUGCUCACAACCAAGGAGUAUAUGCGGGAGGUCACCACCAUUGAUCCUCGCUGGCUAGUGGAGUUUGCCCCGGCCUUCUUCAAGGUCUCCGACCCCACAAAGCUGAGCAAGCAGAAGAAGCAGCAGCGCCUGGAGCCCCUUUACAAUCGCUACGAGGAGCCCAACGCUUGGAGGAUAUCACGGGCAUUCAGGCGCCGAUAAGCUCUUCUCCUUGUGUGCCGAGAACUGUUGUUGGACAUCCCACCGGCAGGCAUUCCGGUCUUGGGCAUACCCGGCCGUUACGACAAUUUGCUCUUUAAAUCUCAAGAUGCGGGGUGCAGAGAGGUAGGGAAAGUGCAGCUUUUAAAGACACAGCCACCAUGUGAUUGGCCUCAUGGCUGAUCUCAGAGACACUUUAUAUCUUGGUUAGACAUUUUCCUUUUGUUCUGCUUCUGUUCUGUCCGUGGGUGAAACAUUGCUGUGUAAUGUUAAGCCUGCUUGAUGACGGAAGGGCCUCCUGGAAUUAAGGUUUGUAUGCUGCCCAGAAUGAGAAUGGAAAAGGAACACUGAAGUUUGCUUGUGAUAUCUCCCCUUUGGAAUGGCUGUAUUUUUUUAAAGCCACCCACUGGCAGCACAGUUGAACGGCUGUGCUUUUGGAGGAAAUGAGAAGAAUACCCAGGACCUAAUAUGAGUGGCCUUGCUUGGCCGUGGUCUUCAGGUGUGCUGUAAUGCGAUUGUCCAGUUUCUUUCAGAGCCCACACAGCCUACAAGAUGUUGUUGGUGUAAUGCAUACUAACUUCUUUAGAAAGAAAAAGAAAGAAAUUCACUGACUCAGAAGCAACAAUCCUGUGUUUCAUCAAAUCUCCCCAAUUUUAAGAAAAUAAAAAGCAGGUGACAGUGUUGACUGUA